AUGGCAUUUGUUGGAUACUUUCGACGACUGAAUCAUGUAUUCUUACUAACGUUUUUAAAUUCAAUCUCUCAUUGUCAUUCUGUGAAGUAUAUACAUUCGAGUUCAACUUCAUCAAUUAUAAAACAAGAGACAAUAAAGAAAAUAGAACAAUUAUCUUUAGUUCAUAUUGAUGGUGCUGAUAGUUUUUCUGUUCUAAAAGCUGCAAUUGUUUUUACAGAACAUUUACGCAAUACAAAGAUAGAUAAAGAAAUUGAACCUAUAAAUCUUAAUGAAUGCUGCUGUUACAGAAGAAGAAUAUUUUGUAGCACCAUUACAAACUAUUACGAAAGCAUCAUGAAUAUAACAAAUGUUCUAAAAGAAUUAAGUGGACAUUUUAUCAGUCUUACAGAACACGGACUUAAAUACGGACCUCAAGAUGAAACUAAUAAUACUUUAAAUUUUAUUAUUAAAACUGAAAUGAGUGAUAUACCAUUUGGAUUAGCUAAAAUAGAAAAUUCCAAAAAUUAUUGGACUUCAGAUUUAUUAUCCAUGAAAAAACCAAAUAUUCACAGAAUUGCUGAAACAAUUAUUUUUCAAAAUGAUACAGAAACAAAAGAUUUGUUUCAUAAUAUACAAAAAGAACGUAAAAUUUGGUGGCGAAAACUAGCACAAUUUCCUUCAAGAUUUAAGCUUACAGAAGAGAAAAAAAUAAAAAAUUGUAAUAUAGUAGAUAUUGAAGCACAAUUUUCAUUUGGUAAUGUUAUUGUAGAAAAAAUAGCUUACCAUACAGAUGUUCGAAAAUUAUUCUCUCAAGUUGAUAGUAAAAAAGAUUUUACCAACGUACAAAUGGUCGAACAUAAAGCAUCUUUAGAUUGGGGCUGUUUAGCACUACUUUGUGACGCAUAUGACAUGAAUAAGUCUACCAAAAUGCAUCUUCAUUCCAAGUUAGCACCACAUAAAGUUGCAUUUCAUAUAAAAAGAACAAAUAAUGAAGAGAAUACUCAAAAUGAUGAUUUAAAUCGCUUUGUACUUUACUUAAAUAACAUGUUAAGAACAAAGGGCCUAAAUACAAUAUUAACCACUUCAGAAAAAAUUAUAAAUACAUGCUUGAUUCCUUUCAUAGUUUCUGUUGAUACGACUAGUCUUGAAAAUGGCAUUAUAUAUAUAAGGGAUAGAUCAACAACUCUCAGUGAAGCAAUACAUGUAACCGAUUUAGUAAAAUAUAUAAUUCUGCGUUGUUAAUUAAUUAAUGGGAUUUAAUUUCAUUUAAAUAAAAUUAAUAUAUCAAAAGUUUAAAAUACACAUUGUCAAUACAAUUAAUUUCUAAUUUCUAGAAAAUAGAACAAAUUUUGAAAUCACAAUCUUAUAAUCUUCAUUUUCAACUAUUUUGUAUUUUAUGUAUAUUUUAAUUAAAUAUAAUUAUCAUAAUCAUAUUUAUGUAUUAUUUAAUGAUGUAAUAUGCUGAAAGAAAUUAAUGAAGAUAACAUUUUAAAAUACAAAUAUUGCCAUAUGGGUUAAAGAUGAAAAAUUAUACAUGGAUGUUUGUGAUGUUGAAAAUACGAAAAAAUGGAAUGCUUUACAAUUAAUAAAAUGUAUACUUUGUACACGAGCAUUCCUCGACUUUUAGAUAUUGCCAAAAUUUAUAUAAAUUCAAUUGAUAAUAAUAUUGCUCCUUUGAGCAAUAUAUAAUUUUCCAAAUGAUAAUGCUUCUACGCAGCUAAGCAGGUAGUUGUAAUUUCUUGCCUUUCAAUACUUUGGUAAUAUAGAGGUAGAAGAAGUCACAAUAAAGAAUUGUUUGUACUAAACCAGCAACUAUAGCAAUUAAAUCAGCAUGACUUUCUGCAUAGUAACGAUAUAUCCAAUUUAACAAAUACAGGCCUCUAUAAGAUCCCAAAGCAAAAAGAUAAUGACUGGUAAUACUUUCUGCUUCUCCCGUUUUUGAUACCAAAAAUAAUUGUGGCAAUAUUGCUACAGACUCCAAAUAAAUGCUAA
Molecule: messenger RNA, 1971 nt
Organism: Heterotrigona itama
Lineage: Eukaryota; Metazoa; Arthropoda; Insecta; Hymenoptera; Apidae
Source: the annotation of a GenBank genome assembly